AUGCCAUCGUCAAGUCUCCUAAUACAAACAAUAGAUAAAGGGAACAAUUCAAAUGUUUUAAAGGAUAUUCAAAAAUGUGUAAUUCCUGCAGAUUUAAAAGUAUGCAUUAAUGGUACAAAAAAAACUAAGAAUGGUUUAAUUAUAAAUUGUGAUAAUCCAAAAUCUCUGGAUAAACUUAAAACUUCGAUAAAUAAUCAACUUGGUAAGAAAUAUACUGUCAGUGAAGCCAAAAAGUUUAACCCGCGACUUAUUAUAAAAAAUGUUGAUAUAGAUGCAAAUAUGUCCUACGAAGAAAUAGCUAACACUAUAUCUCUCUCAACCAAAUGGAUGCCUUUAGUUCCUGUGAUCUUAAAAUUGUUAACGUGCUAA
Molecule: messenger RNA, 369 nt
Organism: Psylliodes chrysocephalus
Lineage: Eukaryota; Metazoa; Arthropoda; Insecta; Coleoptera; Chrysomelidae
Source: the annotation of a GenBank genome assembly